Westerdykella ornata is the source of this 1597-nucleotide messenger RNA. Its product is annotated as NAD(P)-binding protein. The record is from RefSeq and is a predicted model, not a curated record. NCBI's taxonomy places the organism in Eukaryota, Fungi, Ascomycota, Dothideomycetes, Pleosporales, Sporormiaceae. The coding region runs from base 173 to 1402 and encodes 409 amino acids. Gene Ontology annotation, molecular function: nucleotide binding. The transcript is spliced from 2 exons.
CGCCUUAAUCUUGUCCCCUCUGCUCUUGCCCUGCGCCUACCCUUUUCACCUGCCUCGGAGUCGCCUUCCCUCUUUAAACCCCCUUCGACUGCUGUCACCUGCCUCUUGCCUCUGCCACUAAACAUAAACAACACCCGCUCCCUUCACCUCCACAACAACAACAGCAACAACAAUGGCAGCCCUCACGAGCCGCCUCUGGAGCUGCUUCAUGCCCCCAAAGGUCGAGAAGAGUCCCGAUGCCAUCAAGUUUGGAAUCUUUGGCGCUGCCCAGAUUGCACCCUUGACCCUCAUCAUACCGGCAAAAUCACACCCCGAGGUCGUCGUCCAAGCCAUCGCUGCUCGCGAUCGCUCCAAGGCCGAAGCCUUUGCGAAGAAGCACGGCAUCCCAGAAGUCAAGAACUCGUACGAUGAGCUGCUGUCCGACCCAAACAUCGACGCCGUCCUCAUCCCCCUCCCUAACGCCUUGCACUUCGAAUGGGCCGUGAAAGCCAUUCGCGCGGGGAAGCACGUCCUCGUCGAGAAGCCCUCCACCUCCAAUGCCGAAGAGGCCGACAUCCUCUUCAACCUCCCCGAGCUGUCGCAGCCCAAUGCUCCCGUCCUCCUCGAAGCCUUCCACAACCGCUUCUUCCCCUCCUGGCACCUCUUCACCUCCCUCUUCGACCCCGCCGACGUCGACCACGUCCAUUCCGAGUCUAUGAUUCCCUGGUGGGGCACGAAAGAAACUGAUAUCAACUUCCAAUACAACCUCUCCGGCGGCUCCAUCAUGGCCAUGGGAACCUACAAUCUCGCCGCUCUCCGUCUUGCCUUUGGUGCCGAGCCCGUUGAGUGUCUGAGCUGCGAGACGGAAGCUUUCACCGAGGGCCCGCAAAAGGGCUGCGACUGGAACUUCAAGGCCAAGUUCCGCUUCCCCGGCGACAGGAUCGGCGAGGCCACCACGACUCUCAAAGGUCCCACUUGGUGGACUCCCUCGACUGUGACGGUGACGACCCGCGAGAAGCCCGUCGCCGACUCAAAGCUCCCCAACACGCACGAGAAGACCCAGUCGAGGCACAUUGUCCUCCACGGCCUCAUCCACGGCGUCUUCUGGCACCGCAUCGACGUCACCGACGUCUACACGGUGCGGGACCGGGAGUCCGGUCGCGUCAUCUCCAAGAACCAGCAGAAGACAAGCCACAAGGCCUACACCUUCAAGGAGGCUGGAGGCCAGUUUGCGAAUCUUCCCGGUGACACCCACUGGAUGAGCUACCGGUACCAGCUGGAGGAGUUUGUAAACAAGAUCAAAGGCCGCAAGACGCAGUAUUGGGUCAGUGGCGAGGAUUCCAUCAACCAGAUGAAGAUGAUUGAUAUGGCGUACGAGAAGAGCGGGCUAGGUCCUAGGCCGACGAGUAAGGCGGCGCUAUGAGGGAUGCUUCUUUCUUCUUUUGUUUUCUUUUCAUGACAUGGAGAUAUACCAGGACAUACACUUUCCCUUACCCCCAUCUUCUUUCACGGUGGAGGUGGACACAUCUACAUUAUGACAGGGGAGAUGACGGAGUUCUCCCCAGUCCAAUCAAAUGGGGCUGUCUCUUGUUGGGAUUGGGAUUCCCGGCGCAACACU